AUGUGGAAGAAGAAUCGAUCUGCUAAAGAGCGAGAAAUUGGCAACCCCACGCUACUCGCGACCACAUUCGAUAAUACUGCCCUCCGGAACAUGACAAGCAUCAAUACUCCCGCUAAUCGUGAGCACCGCGCCAACGAUAGCCACAGUCGGCAGGAAAGGGGUCAUCAUUCCGGGCCAGGCCUACCCCCUCUACCAUUUAAAUCAAUGGAGCCGACAACCCUCAGGAGAAAUCCUCCAUCACGACCUGCAGUGACCUCAUCAAUAUAUUCGGAACGCGAUUCAUAUCCACAACCUGAACCUGAUCUGUCAUCAAACAGAUACAAUACGCACCCGUCAGGGAACCACAAGAAUUAUCAGACCGGGUAUCGUGACAGCAAAUAUACAGAUAUUUCGCCGCCAAAUUCUCCGAUAUUUAUACCCAGCGGAUAUCGCGAAAGUCCUGAUGUAUCUCCCAUAGACGAGCCCCUUCCGCAGUUCCCGCCUCCAAAAGAAACCCGGCUUGCGACCGCUUUGCCUGUUCCCCCUAAGGAUGUCCCCACCAAAACGAACACAACAGUGCAAGCGCCUUCUCAACCAUACGAACUGCCUCCUCCACCCACAAGACUGAAGCUGACGUCCCCAAGAGAGGCUUCAAACAGACUCACAAGAUGGGACGACUUUUCGGGGGAGCCCACCGAAAGUGAAAAGGGCAAGGUUGCACAAGUUAUUCCUGGGAGUAUAGCCACGAAACAGAGUCCGACGACCAAGCAGACAUCUAAACAGGGGUUUAAUUUCCGUGCUAAAGGGAAAGAAUUGAACCAGGCAAGGAAAAAAAUUAUGGAAGGGCGGCGCCAAGCUGAUAAAGAUGUUAAGGUGGACAAGGAUGAUCCCGCUCGGAUUCCGCCUCCUCGAGAGCCAUGGAAAGGUGCAAGUGGACGAACUGCCAUUGUUAACCCUAUAGAGACCAAGAAAGCGCUACGGGCACAGCCCCUGAGUAUUCAAACCCGACUCCCACCCCGAAAAGAUAGCCGUCAAGGAGUAGAACGAAAAAUGCUCCCGACCACUACCGUGUCUAUAUCAAGAGAGGGUGACCAUGUGACUCCUACUAUUAAACCCGUCGUUCCUCUAAAAGCAGGUAACAAUACCACAACAUCAUCCAAACAUUUCCUCCCCCCUGCUUCUAGCUCUGGGAGCGGGCCACCGGCGCAAUCUGAAGCCCCCAAGACGAUCCACCAGGCAACCCCAGGCCUGUAUCUUGCCACGAUGCUCCAAGACAUAAAUCUAGAACAACAGCCAUCAAGCCGUUUUAGCGCUACUACAUAUGCACCAACGGAACCAGCAAACAGCCCACCCGGAACACCCCGCCCUCGAAUCGCUGAUAAAGACGCUCCGCCCGUCCCUUACAUGGCGGCAGGAAAGAAAAAGCCCCUCUCACAAACCUUCACCAAAGUCAUGGCACGCAAACCCACACCCUCAGAAAUGUCAACGUGGACCGCGAAGACAUUACCCCGCAGCCCGCCGGAGAUGGAAGCGGGCAACCGCAUCGAUGCCAUGGAGGCUAAGAUGAACGACCUCGCCCGACGCAAGGAUAACAUCAACACGAUCAUCCAUGAGUUGACGCAGGUAAUACAGCCCAGCUCGAUCGCGUAUGACAUAGCGACGAGAAGCGAGGUCAAGAAGUCUGUCACGAGUUUGAAUAACGAACUUUUGGAGAUUAGGAAGGAGGAACAUGAUGUUGGGAUGAAGUUGAUGAGGGCGCGCAAGAAGCAGGAUCAGGAGGAGUUUUAUCAGCCAUCUAGCAUUUGGAUUAAGAGGGUUACUGAGGACUACUGA
This is a messenger RNA of Paracoccidioides brasiliensis Pb18, 1812 nucleotides long. RefSeq lists its product as uncharacterized. Bases 1 to 1812 code for a protein of 603 amino acids. The transcript is spliced from 2 exons. The record is from RefSeq and is a predicted model, not a curated record.